This is a messenger RNA of Bombus terrestris (buff-tailed bumblebee), 4419 nucleotides long. Its product is annotated as bestrophin-4. Gene Ontology annotation, molecular function: chloride channel activity. The record is from RefSeq and is a predicted model, not a curated record. Lineage: Eukaryota; Metazoa; Arthropoda; Insecta; Hymenoptera; Apidae. The coding region runs from base 2284 to 4329 and encodes 681 amino acids. The transcript is spliced from 11 exons.
AUGCAUUAUGCGUAAAGUGGCAGACAAUGGUAAAAGUGCAAUGAUAAUUUCUAAUAUUUUAACAUUGCACUUUAAACAUUGCACAUUAGCAGGUAUUAUAAUAUACUAUGUCUUUAAUUAUCGCAAUUAUAUAAAAUUGUUUGUCAGUCAUAAAAAUAUUCUCACAACGAAUAACGUUAUUCCAUAUUUUUAUAACGAUAUAAAAGAUAAAUUUGUAUAUUAAUACUUAUUUACAGGCUUAAAUAAUAAAGUUAGCUCCAAGAGUUAUAUCGAUUAACAUAUUCACAAUUUUCCAUAAAUUUUUUUCAACUACUUUCUGGUACUUUCUUCAUCCGACACUGCGCUCUCUUGUAUAUUUUCGUCAUAUGCUUAUUUUCGAGUUCUAUCUUUGUAAAGUUCAUUGAUUAGAUUUCUUCACAGUAUCUUGAAUUUUUAUUAAAUUUACAGAGAAUAAACCGCUUCGAAUUAGUUUUAUUAUUUAGAUUUGGAUUAGUUUUAAUCUAUUUCCAUUAAAAAUUAGUUUCAGUCUAUAUCUAUUAUUUAAUCUAUUACGAUAAAAUUUUAACGGAAGCGUAUGGUAGUUCGACCAAUGUCGCAUGCUUCUUUCGAACAUAGAUAUUUUUAGACCGCUCCCUCGAGGUGCAACGAGCGACCGUCAGACAAUCUGUUAGACACAAUGCUGACGCUUCGCGCACGUGUCAAACAGCACAAAACUUGCAGACGAAAUGAAAUGUUUUCGUUAUCAUAUCGAUGACUGAUUCACCACUAAAAUAAUUCGGUUAAACAAACGGUGUUCAUAAAUCACACGCGCGAAUAGUUGGCCUGAUUGUUUUCCUUUUCCUUCUUUUUAUUAAAUAAUCAUUAGAAGACUACAUAAUUUUUUUAAUUUAACAGUUAAUUUAAUUAACAGAUAAUUAUAUAAAAAUUAAUUUUUACGUAUCAUUUAGUAUGGUCAUAAUGUAGAUCUAUUCUAAGUAUAAAAUAAGAUUUAUAUAUGUUAUUUGUAAAUGUUUUUCAAGGGAAACGGGGAAAGCGUUUAAACCGGGGAAUGGAAAUCUGGAGGAUUUUAUUUCAGUAGAUGACAUAAAACAAAUUCGAACAACUAAGAGAACAAAAAUUUUGAGUAUAAAAUAUCCACAAUGCAUUCACUCUGAUAUUUAGUAUGUGAAAUGAAUCUCUGCCUAGGUCCUGCGUCUUUUAGUUGUGUUUAAAAAAAUAUGUAUAAAAAUUAUUUAUAAAAAAUUAUUUAUAUACUUAAAUCAACAUCUAAUUGCAGAAUAAAAUAAAAUAUCAAAAUAGACCGCAAAACUGAAAUAAAAUAGCUGAAUGAUUCUACUAUCAUUUAAUAUUGGAGUAAUUUUGAUAUUGAAUGAAACGUCUAAUAAAAUAAAGACGUCAUCAUAGUAAACUGUCAUGUUUAUUUAAAGAAAAUCCAUUGCUUUCGCUUUCUUACUACUACUCUCAUUCAUUAAUUUUAUCCAUUUAUAGAAUCUACGCCCGAGAUACUAUGUAAAUUUGGUGAUAAUUUACAAAGUUAGUCCUAGAACAACUUCCGUUAGCAAUUUGUCAGUAAAUAAUACCUAAUCUAAGAGUUCAAUUGCGGCAUACCGAGAAGGCUUGUAUAAAUUGUAUAUUUAUUCAGAUGGCGGUUAUACCGAUGACCAAAGUUAUAUUUAACGGCAUCGCUGCAUACUGGCGCAAAUGCCAAAACUACUCAGCAUUAUUUACAGUGCAUAAAGCAAACCGUUUAGACACCUCUCAACGUUUGGACAGUUCCUUCCACUUUCUUCUAUCAACGUCCUUGUGCGAUAUCCAGUUUGCAUUAAAAUCAAACAGCAUUAUUAAAGUUAUAGAUUUAGCGAAAUAAAUUAAAUAUUUUUAAUUCUUAUUUAAACUUGUAUUUAAUAAAAUGCUCUGUUUAGUGGAAGUUCCAUUAAAAUUAAUAAUCGAAUAUUAAUUUCUUAAAUUAAAGAAAAUUAUUAACUUGCCAACUUAGUCAAGCAAAUAUUUAAAGCUUUUAAUUCGUAUUUUUACAAAAUUGAUCCAAAAUGGAUUUCACAUCAAUAAUUCUUCUACCAAAAAGGAGAUUGUAAAAAAAUUAUCAAUUGAGAAAUUAUUAUAAAAGUAUUAUUAUAAACGAGGAGAAUGUUUUACUCCAUUAUACGUUUGUUCCAUAGCGCCUGAGAUUGAUGAAAGUGAAGUAACAAUGAAAAGAAAGAAAUUUCUAUUGCUACGACAAGCUUACUUCCGUUACGAAACUGGUAAAUAGCGAAUGAAAGAAGGAUGACAGUCUCGUACCAGUAUCAAGUAGCAAACUCUACCAGAGGUGGAUUCACCAGGCUUCUUUUUAUGUGGAGAGGAUCACUGUAUAAGCUCAUCUAUAGAGAAUUACUCUUAUUCCUGAUACUCUUUGCAGCAAUCUCCACUGUUUACCGUCAUAUACUUAGUAUCAAACUGAAAAGAGAAUUCGAAAAGAUUGUCAUUUAUUGCGAUAAUUUUAUUAAUUUAAUUCCAUUAAGUUUCGUUCUUGGAUUCUACGUGUCUUACGUUGCUCAAAGAUGGUGGCAACAAUAUCAAGCGAUACCUUGGCCUGAUAAGGUAAUGCAUUUAAUUGCUUUGUACGUUACUGGAAACGACGAAUACGCUCGUACGCUUCGAAGAGCUCUGAUGCGCUACUUGAAUCUUUCCCUAAUACUUGUUUUACGUUCGAUCAGUUCAGCGGUGAAAAAACGAUUCCCAACGCUCGAUCACGUCGUUGAUUCUGGUUUUAUGACAGCGUUUGAAUUGGAUUUAUUUUUGGCAGUACCAAGCUUAGAAUUCAACACUUAUUGGAUCCCUUGCACAUGGUUUAUCAACCUUCUAAAAGAAGCGCGUCAUAAUCACAGAAUUCCCGAUCCUCAGGGAUUAAAAUUAAUUAUGGAGGAAUUCAGCGAAUUUCGUACAAAAUGUGGCCUUUUAUGGAGCUACGAUUGGAUAUCAAUUCCGUUAGUUUACACCCAAGUAGUGACAUUAGCGACGUAUAGUUUCUUUGCCGUGGCUUUAAUAGCUCGUCAGUACAUCGAUGGUAAAGAGAAACAAUUCCAGCUGCAGAUUGACAUUUACAUACCUGUUUUUACUCUGCUACAAUUUUUCUUUUUCAUGGGCUUGUUAAAGGUAGCGGAACAAUUAAUUAAUCCUUUUGGCGAUGACGACGAAGAUUUCGAACUGAAUUGGAUAAUUGAUCGUCAUACAAAAGUAUCAUACCUUGGAGUAGAUACCCUUAUGAAUCGUUGUCCACCAUUGGUCAAAGAUAUUUACUAUGACGCCGAAAAUCUAAUUUUACCAUACACUGAAGCAGCGGCUGCUUACAAAAAGAAAACUUAUCGCGGUAGUGUGGCACAUAUGACAGUUCCCGAGGAAAAGCAAACCAUGUUUCUACCAGACGUUAUAGAAGAGGACGAAGAGGACGUAAAACCGUCACAUCACACAUCAACGAUGAGUUUAGCUACUCAUCCUAAUGACAGCCCACCGUGUGAAAGGCGCCAGAUCAACCCGCGCCCUGAAACACCUACGAAAAUUGAUCAAACUUGUCCUGAGACAAUUUUACAGUUUGAUAUUCAGGAACCAUCGGUCCACACCGACCAAAUAGAACAAAAAGCAAAAAAUAUAGCAGACACUAUAAAGAAAUUUUCAUCUUUAGGAAAGUAUUCGUUGCCACGAAUUGAUUCAAACCGAAAGCCAUUUUUCACGCUAACAAAAAGCCCUAAGUUGGUUAUACAACCUUGGCCGAGUACGUCAAGUUUAUCAAUAUCCUCGAGACAAAUCAUAGACACGCCUUCGGUUUACAUGGAUAAUCUAAAUCCAUGGAGAGAUUAUAGUCCAAAAGUUGCACUACCAUACACGUUUGAUGUUAGUGGUUCGGAACAUUCCCCGGAAGAGGAAGGGCAAUACGACUUCGAAAGUGUACAUCAAUCAGACGAUACUGCCAUAAACCCAAGUGACAGUCCUCAUUCAGAUACAUGCCAAUUACAGUGCCAACAUUACGGUACUUCUUAUUUAACGCUGCCAGAAACACCUUUGUCAAUCCCGUCGAAAGCAACGAUGCCGAGAAAUAGAAGCCCCAAGUUUCUUGUAAGAAGACAUAAAUCAAUAGGCACAGGUAGAAAGAAAGAUAUUCAAUGGAAACAGAUCGUGAAAACUACUAAGAAAAAUACACCAAAUGAUAUGCCGAAAACCGAACGAAGCUUAUCUCGUUCGAGGGGCUCGCCAAAAUUAAAAUUAAAAGAAACAUCACCGAAUACAAACAAAGACGAUAUAUCUGAUACAGAUGCAUCGAGCGAAGAAGGAUGAGUCUAAAAAUUGUAAUUACGCAUCUAUGUGAUAACUAUUAAGGAAUAUAAAAUAAUGCAUUAUAUAAAAGUAUUUAUCAGUGUAAAAUGG